Messenger RNA from Colletotrichum chrysophilum, 993 nucleotides. RefSeq lists its product as uncharacterized. The transcript has 3 exons. The coding region runs from base 1 to 993 and encodes 330 amino acids. The record is from RefSeq and is a predicted model, not a curated record. Gene Ontology annotation, molecular function: FAD binding; D-amino-acid oxidase activity. NCBI's taxonomy places the organism in Eukaryota, Fungi, Ascomycota, Sordariomycetes, Glomerellales, Glomerellaceae.
AUGCCAAAGAUCACCAUUCUAGGUGCCGGGGGUUACGACGUGACGAUUGUUGCUCGCAACCUUCCCAACGACCCGGAGUCGCAGGAGUGGGCCAGCCCUUGGGCAGGCGCUGUGUUCAUGGGCAUGAUUCCCUCCACACCAAGUGAGCAAAAGAUGCAGCUGGAUGCCUUUUGGGCGUGGUGGAAUUUGGCUCUCGAGCAUCCAGAGUCCAGUGUCCGAAGAGUUGACAUGUAUGACCUUGUUGAUGGUUCAUCUGAAGACCAAGUCUGGUACGCGAACAAGCUGCCUAACUACAAAGUCUUGUCGAAAGAUGAGCUGCCCAGCGGUGCCUCAUUUGGCAUGGCAUACAAAUCCAUCAUUAUCACACCUUCAACUUACCUUGCAUGGGUCAGGAACCGCCUGGAGGCAACGGGUGUCGAAUUUCAGCGCUUGAGCGUCAACUCGCUUUCUGAUCUCCGUGGAAUGGGACACGAUCUGUUAAUCAAUUGCACUGGUGUGGGAGCCCGCUAUCUCACAGAUGUGGCAGAUCUCGACAUGCAAGAGGUUCGAGGCCAGACAAUACUCGUCAAGUCGGACUUCAAUAAGAUCUGGAUCCGUCGGGGCAAAGAUUAUACAUAUGCGCUGGGAAGGCCUGACGGCACUGCCAUCUUGGGAGGCUUGAAGACCUUCGACAGCGUCGACACCGAAGUCGACGACGAUCUGCGUUCAAACAUUCUACAAAGAGUACAUGAGAAUCUGCCCAUGGACUUCCCUCCUCCGGACCGUGCCGGAGCCGAUAUCCUGCGAGACAUUGUCGGUAUACGUCCCCAGAGAAGGACUGGCACCAGGGUAGAGAAAACAGUCGUCAGAGGCCAGCACGUGGUGCAUGCAUACGGCCCUCAAGGAGGUGGUUAUAUCUUUAGCUUCGGGCUUGCAAACGAGGUGGUUAAUCUUGUCGAGCGUUUCGUGUCAACAGAGCACAUCCCUGCGACGCAAUUGAGGGCAAAUCUCUAG